Haliotis rubra (blacklip abalone) is the source of this 1483-nucleotide messenger RNA. RefSeq lists its product as uncharacterized. The record is from RefSeq and is a predicted model, not a curated record. Bases 5 to 601 code for a protein of 198 amino acids. NCBI's taxonomy places the organism in Eukaryota, Metazoa, Mollusca, Gastropoda, Lepetellida, Haliotidae. The transcript has 2 exons.
UAAGAUGUCUGCAUCAGUCAAACCAGAGGAGACAUCAGUGGAAGCUGUAAUGGAUCCUAGAUUUGGUCUUGGUCCAUCAACGCUACAGGAUCAUCGGUCCAGCAACAGAUCAAGCUUUAGCACAUAUGCACCAUGUCCACCAGUAGGGAAGGUAGCAGACAGACAUAUGUCAUUCAACAGUGUGGCUCCAUUGCCUUCAACAUACACCUCAGUGGAUAAGCCACCUACAGCAAGAAGACAGACAGGCUAUGAGCAGAGUCAGUCACCCAGUGGACCAAAAUGCACACCUGAAAUGCUCACAAGAAGCAACACAAAGGCUGGACUGUCACACUUUGUUGGAUCCAAGAGAAUGAUCCCAAGACCACCUAGCACCCGCAGGUUAGAGAGUGUGCACAGCUCUAGUUCAAGCUCCUCUGAGGGCAUAGAUAUCUCUCCUAGACCAGCAUGGGACAUGUUGAAAGCUGGUUUAAAACCACAUGCUGAAGUAUCUUCCUCUUCCUCUUUUGAAAACAGAAACACAAGUCUUCCUUUCAAGCCAUCCUCAUCAAGUUAUUCAACUUACCCCACUUCAACAUCGUCACAGCGCCGACCUCAUCAGUAGGACUUUGGGGACAGGUAGGCAUUGUGGCUUGAUCCGUAAGGCAUUGUUUUGGACUUAAUUUAUGUUCUUGAUAACUGGAGCACCUGAUUAUAUAGCUGCAUCGGUAUCCCUGAUAUUCUCGGACUCUUGUCCAUAAACCUCAGCACAGUCUCCAUCAUCUCCACCAGAAUUUCCAGUGACAGGCCCGCAUGGUUGCGUUGGUUGUGGUUCUUGGUGAGUCAAACCUCAGGUUUCUGGACAUGACAUUCUACUUGAUACAGUGUUCUCUGUCUUGAUGGGUUGCAGUAGGUUCUGUCUGCAUGGGAUGCAGAAGUUUCUGUCUGCAUGGGAUGCACUUUUAUCAACUGAUUCAUUCCACUUGAAACAACCCCCUAUUGUGUCAACUGAUUUUUAGGAAUUGAAACCCUAAUUGUGUCAACUUGUAUUCCUGGGUGUUUAGACCCUUUAUUGUGGCAACUUGAAGGCUUUUACCUCGACUUACAAAAGUGGUGGUCCACGGAUCCCCCAUCAAUAUAUUUUACGGGUCCUUGCAGAUAAUGUGAGGUCUGCAUAGGAUGCAGUUGUUUGUUCUGUGGGAUGCAGUAGUUGUGUGUCUGCAUUGGAUGCUAUAUUUUCUGUCGGCAUGGGAUGCAGAAGUUUGUAUGUAUGGAAUGCAAUAUUUUCAUUCUACAUGGGAUGCAGUAGUUGUGUGCCUGCAUGGGAUGCAGUAGUUGUGUGUCUGCAUGGGAUGCAGUAGUUUCUAUCUGCAUGGGAUGCAGUAGUUGUGUGUCUGCAUGGGAUGAAGUAGUUGUGUGCCUGCAUGGGAUGCAGUAGUUUCUAUCUGCAUGGGAUGCAGUAGUUGUGUGUCUGCAUGGGAUGAAGUAGUUGCGUGUCUGCAUGGGA